GUGAAGUGGCCCGAGGCGGAGCUGCUGAUCAUCUGCUGCUUCUAUCACGUCCACCACUACAUCAAGGUCGACGUGCAGCUGUUCACGUGGCACCAUCUCUGCGUCGCCAUCGACCUCCGGGCCAACACGCUCGACCUCGUCUUCGAUAAUGAGACGAGGCAGAUGUCGGCGGGGCGGCCCGAGUCGCAGGUGGACAUCACGACGCUGAGGAUCAAGGGCGGCGGCCGAGUGGUCCUCGGGCAGAACGUGAGCCCCGACACCGAGUGGGACAUCCAGCAGACCUUCCACGGCGAGAUGAUCGACUUCCGCUUCUACGACGUGACCCUCUCGCUGGAGGACAUGCUGGGGUUCUCCUCGUGCCAGGAGGAGGCGCUGGACGUCGAGCCGCUGUACGGCUUCGAGAGGAACAUGUCGGCGCUCGAGCUGUCGGGCUCCACGGAGCUCAUCAACGCCACGCUCACGCAAAUGUGCAUCCGGCCGACGUCGCACCUGACGAUGUUCCCCGAGAAGCUGCCCUUCGACGGGGCCUUCGCGCGCUGCAGGUCCUUCCUCGGAUACCUGUCGGUCCCGGACAACCGCCAGGAGAACGACAAAGUCUACGACGACUUCGUCCGCUUCAACGACCAGUGCACGCAGGGCUGGGCGGCGCUCUACUGGCUGGGCAUCGAGGGCAACGUCACGGCGGGCACGUGGCGCAACAUGGCGCUCGACACCCCCCUCGGCUACGGCAGGUGGCUCGACAGCUGGGAGUACCCGACCGACGACUACCCGUGCGCGACCUACGGCGGCGUCGGGAUCCCGGCCAUGUGGUACAACGCGGACUGCGGCACCCUCACCUGCGCCCUCUGCAACUUCACCGGCCCGCCUAUCGUCAGGAUGCGCGGCCACUGCAAGGAGUCCAAGUUCGACCGCACCUUCACCGUCUACGGCUACCACAACGGCCGCCCCGCCUUCCAGGGCCACUUCUUCACGCAGAUCAUCUGGGACAACGACACGUGGGUGCUGAGGAGCAGGAGGGAGGCCGGGGUGGAGGCGCGGAUGGUGGAGAAGCGCUCCAAGGGCUACCCGCUCGGGCUCUCCGCCUGGGACGUGCACAACGACGACUGCCCCGUCCGGAGGACGGAAUACCUCGUGACCCUGUGCGACCGCGAGGACUUCACCUGCAGCGACGGCUCCUGCGUGCCCCUGAGCAAGCGCUGCGACCAGGUGGCCAACUGCCCCGACAACAGCGACGAACUCAACUGCCAGAUCAUCAUCAUCCCGAGAGGCUAUUCGUCCGACCUCCCCCCUCCGAGCACGGGCAAGAACCCCCUGCGGUUCCUGUUCGCGCUCGUGGUCACCUCCGUCAGGGUGUUCGACCUCGUGGGCUUCAAGAUGGAGCUGGACGUGUCGCAGAGCAUCACCUGGAAGGACGCGAGGCUCACCUUCUCCAACCUGAGGGAAGGGGACUUUACGAAUCAGGCGAAGGCGAGCGCUGAGAUCUGGCAGCCUCUCCUGACGAUCCACGACGGAGCCCAAAGUCCAGCUGACAUCUCGGUGAAGUCAAAGAUCCUGCGGGUGAACAGAGAGGCCCCGCCCCUGCAGGAUGACGACAGCAGGACGGGUGAAGACAAGUUAUACCACGGUGCCAACCACACGAUGAAGAUGACACAGCAGUAUACAGUGGGCCUCAUGUGUCAGUUUAGUCUUCAGAUGUACCCAUUUGACACGCAGCUCUGUACGCUCACCUUUAACGUGUCAAAUAUGGAAGACAGGUUCGAGUUUAUAAAGGGCGGCGUCAAUUUCUCAGCCGAGCGCCGCCUCCUCGAGUACAGAAUGGUCAAGGAAAAAAUGUUUCAUCCUGAAGGCAAUCUGAAGGCGGUGCAGGUAACACUUAAAUUCAAGAACCAAUAUGGCUACUAUAUUGGAAAUGCAGUCGUACCCAGUCUGUUCAUGGUCGUCAUCUGCUACCUGACACUGCUCUUCGAUAUGGACGACUUCAUGGACCGCAUCAUGGUGUCUCUGACGUCCCUGCUCGUGCUGGCGUCCCUCUUCUCCCAGACGAGCCAGUCCAUCCCGAAGACCGCUUACCUCAAACUCAUCGACGUCUGGUACAUCUGCGUCAUCACGGUCGACUUCCUCAUCAUCGUCGUCCUCGUUUUCAUCGAGAACCUCCGGCUCCGCUUCGGUUCCCCUGCGUCGUCCUCGUCUCCGGGAGGCUUUGGCAACUCGAAGCUCUUCCAGGUGUCGCCGUUCCUCAAGGGCGAGGCAGGAGAGGAAGGCAAGAAGUCCUUCUCGGGGGCAAGUCGCGGGAAGAUGGACCUGCCUCACCAUGUGGUCAAUAGGGCGUCCCUCGUCAUCUUCCCCGCCGGCUGUGUUCUCUUCUGCGUCGUCUUCUUCAUGAUUGGAUUCAUUACCUUCGCCCUGGAGUGAUGGGGAGACUUCGGGUCAUGAAUGGGUGGAGUGGGGGAACUUCAGGUGGAGUGGGAGGACUUCAGAUGGAGUGGGAAAACUUUAGGUGGAGUGGGGGGUACUUUAGGUGGAGUGGGAAAACUUUAGGUGGAGUGGGAGGACUUCAGAUGGAGUGGGAAAACUUUAGGUGGAGUGGGGGGUACUUUAGGUGGAGUGGGGGAACUUCAGGUGGAGUGGGAGAACUUCAGGUGGAGUGGAGAGACUUCAGGUGGUAUGGGAGGGAUUUCUACUGGAGUGGGGAGACAUCAGUUCAUGAAUGGGUAACGAGUAAAAGACUCCAAAUCAUGAAUAAGUACAGAGGCGAAACUUCAACUCACAAAUGGGUGAAGAAAAAAACGACUUCAGAAUAGACGAGUGAAGAGAGAAAGACUUCAUAACACAAAUGGGCGAAAAGGCGAGAGAGUUCAGAUAAAAUGGGUAAAGAGGAGAUAAUUUCGACUAAGAAUGGGUGAAGAAGUGAGAUGCAGCCGAUAAGCUUAUCUGAAUUCUCUCCUUCCUCACAAGAUAACCUACUUAUGAUGUUAUGAUGGGAAAACACAUGACAAUAAUGAGGAAAGCAUAAUAAAACACUAGA
This is a messenger RNA of Penaeus monodon (black tiger shrimp), 3025 nucleotides long. RefSeq lists its product as uncharacterized. The transcript is spliced from 8 exons. Gene Ontology annotation, cellular component: membrane; synapse; neuron projection. Bases 163 to 2412 code for a protein of 749 amino acids. The record is from RefSeq and is a predicted model, not a curated record. Gene Ontology annotation, molecular function: protein binding; transmembrane signaling receptor activity; extracellular ligand-gated monoatomic ion channel activity. Lineage: Eukaryota; Metazoa; Arthropoda; Malacostraca; Decapoda; Penaeidae. Gene Ontology annotation, biological process: signal transduction; chemical synaptic transmission; monoatomic ion transmembrane transport.